Molecule: messenger RNA, 1155 nt
Organism: Lotus japonicus
Lineage: Eukaryota; Viridiplantae; Streptophyta; Magnoliopsida; Fabales; Fabaceae
Product: glutathione S-transferase T3-like
Exons: 1
Coding region: 1-1155 (384 amino acids)
Source: RefSeq, a predicted model, not a curated record
AUGGAUGGCAACCACAAUUUCAAUGCAUUCUACAAUUCGAUGAAAAACGCUGAACCUUCAAAUGAUCAAAAUACCCAAACAUCCCAAAACUCUUCAAAUUCUGCACCUUUCCCAGACAUGGGAAAUAUUUCCAUGCAUCCAUUGCCUAUCCAUUUUGCUCCACGAGUGGCAAAUAUGGGUAAUCCAUUUGCAAUGUCUAGCCAAAAUUGGGGAAAUUUUCAACAUGUAAUUAAUCCCACCAUGUAUGGAGGAGCUUCAGCGGAAAGUAGUGCUGAUCAACGGCCGCAAACACCGACGGGGGUUGUAGAAGAGUCUCAAGUUCCGAAUCUUUCAUCCGAUGUCGAUGCUAAUGCUAGAAUUGGUGAAGAAGGUGGAAGAGUGAAUGGUCACUCAAAUCAGAAAGUAAGAUUUACACUGGCGGAAAAUACACUUCUGAUUCAAUCAUGGCUCAAUAUUUCAAAAGAUCCAAUUAAGGGAAAUGAUCAAAAAUCAGAUACUUUUUGGUCAAGGAUCACAGAGAACUAUAAUGAGUAUCGCGGUAAUUCACCAGAGAGGGGACUGGGCGCACUCAAAAAUCGUUGGCAAAAGAUAAAUUCGGCUGUCCAAAAGUUUAUUGGGUGCUACAACCAAGCCACUGCAAGGAAAAAAAGUGGGACAUCCGAGAAUGAUGUCCUGCAGGAUGCAUAUACAAUAUUUAAUCAAGAUGAAAAAGAAUUAUUCAAGUUUGAAUAUGCAUGGCGUUUAUUGAAAGAUGAUCCUAAGUGGAAUUCACAGUGGGGUAGCGAUUCUUCAAAGCGUACAAAGAAGUCUGCUUCAAGAGACACAUCUACACCAGCAUCGGAUGCGCCAACAUCUCAUUUACUCCGCCCAAUAGGAAUAAAAAAGGAAAAAAAGAAGGCCAAAGCAACUAAAUCUCAAGAUGCAUCCUCUCUACUUGUUGAGCUUAGGGCAAUGCAAGAGUCGCAAAAAGAAAGAUUGGCAGAAAUAGCAGAAUUGAAACAACAAAAGGAGACGCAUUUCCAAAUAAGAGAAAGAGAGUUAACUUUCAAGGAGUAUGAAAUUAUCAUGAAGGACACAUCUGAGAUGACUGAAACACAACUUCAGUUCCAUACUGAGUUGUGCAAAAAAAUUAAGGAGGUGCAUAAGUUGGAUUAG